Messenger RNA from Arachis stenosperma, 1185 nucleotides. Its product is annotated as cytosolic sulfotransferase 15-like. The coding region runs from base 20 to 1108 and encodes 362 amino acids. The transcript has a single exon. The record is from RefSeq and is a predicted model, not a curated record. Gene Ontology annotation, molecular function: sulfotransferase activity. Gene Ontology annotation, biological process: sulfation. Gene Ontology annotation, cellular component: cytoplasm. Lineage: Eukaryota; Viridiplantae; Streptophyta; Magnoliopsida; Fabales; Fabaceae.
ACCACUCUAAUAAGUAAAAAUGGCUCCAACCCAAUUCCCGAAAUCUAAAAUAAGUGAUGAUGGGAUUGGGAAAGAUGCAAAUGAAAUUGAAUUAGAGAUUGAGGAGGAGCAACUAAGCCAAGAAUGUAAGAAACUUAUUCUCAAUCUCCCAAGAGAGAAAGGUUGGAGAACACCUUAUCUCUAUUUAUACCAAGGCUUUUGGUGCCAACCAACUGAAAUUCUAGCCAUAAGCACUUUUCAAAAGCACUUCCAAGCAAAAGACACUGAUGUGCUUAUAGCCACUGUCCCGAAAUCAGGGACAACAUGGUUGAAAGCACUCACCUUUGCCACUUUAAAGCGCAACUACUAUUCCCCUGCCUCUGGAAACCAUCCUUUACUUGAAUCCAAUCCCCAUAACCUUGUUCCUUUCUUUGAAUACACACUCUAUAGUACCAAAGAAAAUGUCCCUGAUCUUUCUGAUUUAUCUGAGCCUAGAAUCUUUGGCACUCAUGUUCCUUUCGCUUCAUUGCCGAAUUCAAUUGUGAAAGAUACCAAAACCAAGAUAGUAUACAUUUGCAGGAACCCUUUUGACACUUUCGUGUCGUCGUGGUUUUUCACCAACAAAAUCAAGCCGGCGAGUUCGCCGGAGUUGCCAAUAGAAGAAGCUUUUGAUUUGUACUGCAAAGGAGUUGUGGGGUAUGGUCCAUUUUGGGAUCAUAUGUUGGGGUAUUGGAAAGAGAGCAUUGAGAGGCCAAACAAGGUUUUGUUCUUGAAAUAUGAGGAUUUGAAAGAAGAUGUCAAUCUCCAAUUGAAAAGGGUGGCUAUGUUCUUGGAUUGCCCUUUUACUUUGGAGGAAGAGAAUUGUGGUGUGGUUGAGAGCAUAGUGAAGCUGUGUAGCUUUGAGAAUAUGAAGGAGUUGGAAGUAAAUAAGAAAGGGACAUUUGGUAGGAACUUUGAGAACAAGUUCUUGUUUAGGAAGGGUGAGAUUGGUGACUGGGUUAACUAUUUUACUCCUUCAAUGGUGGAAAAGUUGACCAAAGUCAUGGAAGAGAAGUUCUGUGGGUCAGGUUUGUCGUUCAGGUUGCAUUUAGAUUCUGUUGUCUCCAAAGCAGAAACAGGAAUAAAAUAAUAAUAAAUAUAAAAAGAUUAUUUGUACUAUUUUACCCUUAUUUUCCUUGGAAGUCGUUGACUUCUAGUGUUUCUUAA